AUACAGCGAUGAAGAGAAGUAACCCGAAAAGUGCCGUCAGAGAGAGUGUCGUUACUGAUAAAAGUCAAACAUUGAGAGUCAGGAAAAACAAGAGUAAAGGUAAGACGAGCGGUGUAGUUGAGUCAACAAGUAAGGUGAAGGAAGCAGAAGUUAUGCAGUUGUUUGAGAAGGGUGUUGCUGAAUGG
Molecule: messenger RNA, 185 nt
Organism: Dentiscutata heterogama
Lineage: Eukaryota; Fungi; Glomeromycota; Glomeromycetes; Diversisporales; Gigasporaceae
Source: the annotation of a GenBank genome assembly